This is a messenger RNA of Thunnus maccoyii (southern bluefin tuna), 1865 nucleotides long. RefSeq lists its product as uncharacterized. The record is from RefSeq and is a predicted model, not a curated record. The transcript has 9 exons. Bases 75 to 1553 code for a protein of 492 amino acids. NCBI's taxonomy places the organism in Eukaryota, Metazoa, Chordata, Actinopteri, Scombriformes, Scombridae.
UGUCUUAUACAGUAAAUGUUACAGAAAACGUGGAGGGACGUUAUGUGACUGUGGUUUUACCUGGUCCAAAAAGGAUGCUCACACUCUGUGAAGUGGAAGUCUACGGGUACCGUGCCCCAACUGGAGAGAACCUGGCACUCCAAGGAACAGCCACACAGUCAUCACUGUUUACACAUCUUGGCAAUGCAUAUCAUGCUAUUGAUGGGAAUCGUGCCAGCAACUGGAACAGGGCCUCUUGCUCUAGCACUAUCGAUGAAUACCGUCCUUGGUGGCGUCUGGACCUGCACAAUACCUAUAAAGUGUUUACUGUUACGAUAACCAACAGAGAUACACACCCAUUACGACUCAAUGGAGCUGAGAUCCGCAUUGGAGAUUCUCUUGCAAGCAAUGGCAACAACAAUCCCAGGUGUGCUGUGAUCUCACGCAUCCCUGCAGGUUCUACCCAAUCGUUCCAGUGUGACGGGAUGGACGGUCGCUAUGUUAACAUAGUCAUUCCUCGAAGAAAGGAGCUCCUGUCCCUGUGUGAGGUGGAGGUGUAUGGCUCUCGACAGGAUUACACAACGCAGAGAGCGGCUUCUCAUCUACCUCAGAGUUCAUUUUGCAUGUCAAGAACAAUGAAACACGGUCCAGUUCUGCUGUUGCUGCUCUUCGUGGGGACGUGUUCAGCUUCCACCUAUCAAAAUGUGGCCUUACGUGGCAAAGCAACUCAGUCAUACCGCCACGAGGGAUUUUUUGGGGCUGCUUACAAUGCCAUUGAUGGAAACCGUGAAUCUCAUUUCCCUGCCGGUUCAUGCAGCCACACUAUACCACAGACCAACCCCUGGUGGAGGGUGGACCUGAUGGAGUCCUACGUGGUCACCUCUGUCGUCGUCACCAACAGAGGAGACUGCUGUCCAGACAGGAUCAAUGGAGCAGAGAUUCACAUCGGCAACUCUUUACAGGGCAAUGGUGCUGCAAACCCAGUGGUUGCUGUAAUUCCUAGUAUCCCAGCAGGCAGGUCUUAUACAGUAACAGUUACAAAACACGUGGAGGGACGUUAUGUGACUGUGGUUUUACCUGGUUCAGGAAGGGUCCUCACACUCUGUGAAGUGGAAGUCUACGGGUACCGUGCCCCAACUGGAGAGAACCUGGCGGUCCAAGGAAAAGCCACACAGUCAUCAUUGUAUUCAUAUCUUGGAAAUGCAUAUUAUGCUAUAGAUGGGAAUCGUGCCAGCAACUGGGACAAGGCCUCUUGCUCUUGCACUAGCCAUGAAUUCAGUCCCUGGUGGCGACUGGACCUGCAGAAAACCCAUAAAGUGUUUUCUGUUAAGAUAACCAACAGAGAUGCACAUGCACAACGACUCAAUGGAGCUGAGAUCCGCAUUGGAGAUUCUCUUGCAAACAACGGCAACAACAAUCCCAGGUGUGCUGUGAUCUCACACAUCUCUGAAGGUUUUACCCAAACAUUCCAGUGUAACGGGAUGGAUGGUCGCUACAUUAACAUAGUCAUUCCUGGAAGAAAAGAGUACCUUACCCUGUGUGAGGUGGAGGUGUAUGGCUCUAGACUGGAUUAGAUCUGACGAGGUUCAAAAUGACAAUUUACAUAGCUAGUAUUUAGCUGAUGCGCUUUUAUAGAUUCUGGUUGCAAUCAUAGCUUAAGCUUUACUUAUGACAUUGACAUCAUUAGAGACAACAUACAGUCAGAUCACAUUAAAGCUGCAUUAAUAAAUGUUUGACCACUAGGGGGCAGAAUAAUUCCAAAAUAAACUGACAAACACAGCCCUGACAACAUCAUCUAGCUGAAUAAAAUUGUUGUGGCUAAUAUGUUAGCAAACAGUUGCAUUCAUUUGGAGUCAUGUAUCUACCUGCAGAAUGAAUGUGAAUCC